Messenger RNA from Gryllus bimaculatus (two-spotted cricket), 612 nucleotides. The record is from the annotation of a GenBank genome assembly. Lineage: Eukaryota; Metazoa; Arthropoda; Insecta; Orthoptera; Gryllidae.
AUGCACUCAGCCUCGGUGGCGGUUUUGCUGCUCCUGGCCUGGGGGCCAGCUAACACCAGGAGUCAAGAGUCAGAGUUUUCAGAAGUUGAUCAGAACAGCACAGCAGAGAGCCCGUUCCUGGGCACCGCCCGCGACGCGCUGGCGUGCCCGGCCGUGUGCCCGGCCUGCCCCGGCUGCCCGGCGUGCCCCGCCGCGCCCGCGUGCGCGCGCCACAUCCCGCCCGGCUACAGGCAGUACGGGGACCUGGGAUACUACAAGAUGCACUACGAGAGCAAGAACUGGAACGAGGCCAAAGCCUCCUGCGAGGACGAGGGCGGCUACCUCGUCGUCCUCGACUCCCCGGAUGAAGCUAAUUUGGCUAGCGGCUUUUUGAACAAGUACAAUCUUUCUACUAAACUGCACAUAGGGAUGUUUGAUGUGACCACGAAAGGAACAUUCAUAACUGUGUUAGGUGAUGACGUGUCGUCGACGGGCUAUGACAUGUGGGCACCGGGCGAGCCCAACCACUUGGGCUUGAACAUCGAGAACUGCGGCACCCUCGAACCCAACCUAGGGAUCAACGACGAGUGGUGUACGAGCGUCUAUCCCUUCCUGUGCGAGCUCUUCACGUGA